AAAGUAACGAUAGCUAGCAUGGAGCUCCUGUGCAGUCACUGCGAAAGUCCCAUAGAGAGACAAGCCAAAGGGUAUAAAAGGAAGUCUUUAUUGACAUUAAUCGAUUUGAAGAGCGCAGAGAAACUCUUCCCGGGUUUAAACCCCCGUGAGGCGUUUCUAUGUUUCUCUUGUGUCCGUCAGGUGUACCAGAAAACUAAGAAAAACGGUAAAAGGCGUGUUUUUGUGGACCCAAACGCCCCCUCUUGUGCGGCUCCUUCAACCCGGCCUGCCUCCUCUAUUCCGGGGGAACCGCCGCCUCUGAAGAAGCUCAGGAAAAGACUCAAAACUCAGAUGAACGAGCACGACUAUGCGACCCAGGACAAGGACCCCGGAUCCCGUAGACCUCCGGCGGCCAGACGCCUCCGCCGAGGGCCGGUGUCCCAGGUGAGUGGGUUCCUGAGGAGGAGGAACUUCAGCUCCGCUCUGAACCGCCUGCUGCAGGAGUCCGGCUUCAGAGAGGCUCUCAUCAAAGUGUGCGGGAAAAUUAUUUCUAACGAGCGUAAACAGAUGGUGAACGACCUGGAGGGGCCGUUCAGAAAGCCCUUCAGCCCUGAGAACCUGUCUGCCUUCAGCUGGGAUCAGACUACUUCCUGGGCCGAGGGUAAGGCUCCUCUGACUGUAGCCUGCCUCCGGUCCAUGUUCCCCCCCGCCAAAAAGAUCCAGAAACUGACCGUCAACUACAGUCCUGGGAACAAACCACGGCGGAUGACGGAGGAGGAGGUGAAGCAGAUGUUGGAGCGCAGGAUCUGCCUCCUCCUGUCCGUGCCUCUCUACACCAGCUCCCUCAGGUCCUGCUUCCUGCAGACGGCCUUCAGCGUGGAGAUGCUGCGUCACCGCUGCCCCGUCACAAUCUUCUCCGUCACCAACAGCCUCGGCCUCUCGAUGUCCAAAACCACCGCCAGGAUCCACGUCCGGAAACUCGCAGAGGAGCACGAGCGAACGGUGAAGCGGUGGAGAGACGAAAUCCAGGUGAGGGGA
This is a messenger RNA of Notothenia coriiceps (black rockcod), 1017 nucleotides long. RefSeq lists its product as uncharacterized. The annotation marks the transcript as partial. The transcript has 4 exons. NCBI's taxonomy places the organism in Eukaryota, Metazoa, Chordata, Actinopteri, Perciformes, Nototheniidae. The record is from RefSeq and is a predicted model, not a curated record.